Molecule: messenger RNA, 6277 nt
Organism: Athene cunicularia (burrowing owl)
Lineage: Eukaryota; Metazoa; Chordata; Aves; Strigiformes; Strigidae
Gene: KLC4
Product: kinesin light chain 4
Exons: 14
Coding region: 207-1841 (544 amino acids)
Biological process (GO): microtubule-based movement
Cellular component (GO): kinesin complex; membrane-bounded organelle; cytoplasm
Molecular function (GO): kinesin binding
Source: RefSeq, a predicted model, not a curated record
UCUCCCUCCCCUCCCCCUGCUGCAGUGUGUGUGGUUGGCUGCCGAGCGCCUGGUGCCUGCGCUUCUGCUAGAACUGGAGGGCAGCGCAGCAGACGCCUGGGAGCCGUGCAUCGCUGCAGCCUGUGCUUCUCCGCGGCGCUGGGGCCUCCGGGAGUGCCAACCCUGGACAAGCUGCUACAGGCAGCCAGGGCUGCAGGAGCAGGACUAUGUCCACCAUGGUAUAUCCAAGGGAGGAGAAACUGGACAAGCUGAGCCAAGAGGAAAUAAUUUCCAACACCAAGCUGGUGAUGCAAGGGCUGGAGGCACUCAAGAAUGAGCACAACUCCAUCCUACACAGCUUGCUGGAGACCAUCAAGUGCCUGAAGAAAGAUGAAGAAGCCAAUCUUGUGCAUGAGAAAUCCAACCUGCUCCGCAAGUCCGUUGAAAUGAUUGAGCUGGGUCUUGGAGAAGCUCAGGUGAUGAUGGCAUUGUCCAACCAUCUGAAUGCUGUGGAGUCAGAGAAGCAGAAACUGCGCGCUCAGGUGCGGAGACUGUGCCAGGAGAACCAGUGGCUGCGUGACGAGCUUGCCAACACUCAGCAGAAGCUGCAGCGCAGUGAGCAAACCGUGGCUCAGCUAGAGGAGGAGAAGAAACACCUUGAGUUCAUGAACCAGCUGAAGAAAUAUGAUGAGGAUGUCUCACCUUCGGAGGAGAAGGAAGGUGACUCUGCCAAGGACUCUCUGGAUGAUCUGUUCCCGAAUGAGGAGGAGGAGCAUGGUCCUGGAUUGCCCCACCAGCACAGCAGUGCAGUGGCAGCUGCCCAGCAGGGAGGCUAUGAGAUUCCUGCACGUUUGCGCACCCUCCACAACCUUGUUAUCCAGUACGCCUCACAGGGACGCUAUGAGGUGGCUGUGCCGCUCUGCAAGCAGGCGCUGGAGGACCUGGAGAAGACAUCAGGCCACGAUCACCCUGAUGUGGCCACCAUGCUCAACAUCCUGGCACUAGUGUACAGGGAUCAAAAUAAAUACAAAGAAGCAGCACACCUCUUGAAUGAUGCUCUCUCCAUCCGUGAGAAGACUCUGGGCAAAGAUCAUCCAGCGGUGGCAGCAACUUUGAACAAUCUGGCUGUUCUCUAUGGCAAGAGAGGGAAGUACAAAGAAGCAGAGCCACUGUGUAAGCGAGCCCUGGAGAUUCGUGAGAAGGUCCUAGGCAAAGACCAUCCUGAUGUGGCCAAGCAGCUGAACAAUCUAGCCCUGCUGUGCCAGAACCAGGGCAAGUAUGAUGAGGUGGAGUACUAUUACUGCCGGGCACUGGAGAUCUACGAGAGCUGCCUGGGUCCUGAUGACCCCAACGUGGCCAAGACUAAGAACAACCUGGCCUCCUGUUACCUGAAGCAAGGCAAAUACAAAGAUGCAGAGGUGCUCUAUAAGGAGAUCCUUACCCGUGCUCACGUGAAGGAGUUUGGCUCUGUGGAUGAUGAGCAUAAGCCAAUCUGGAUGCACGCGGAGGAGAGGGAGGAGAUGAGCAAGAGCAAGCAUAGAGACAGUGCUCCCUACGCUGAGUAUGGUGGCUGGUACAAGGCCUGUAAGGUUAGCAGCCCAACUGUGAACACCACUCUGAGGAACCUGGGUGCGCUGUACCGACGCCAGGGCAAGCUAGAGGCAGCUGAGACCUUGGAGGAGUGUGCAGUUCGCUCUCGGCGGCAGGGCAUUGACCCGAUCAACCAGACGAAGGUGGUGGAGAUCCUGAAGGAGAGUGAUGGCACAGAGAGACGUCGGAGCCUGGGGGGCAGCGUCAAGUACGAGAAUGCCACAGACGGUAGCGAGGAAGUGAGUAUGGGCGUGGAAUGGAGCGGGGCUUAAAUGCCUCCCGAGACUCCCUCUUUCCCCUCCACCGCAAUCACCUGGAUGUUUGUGUUGUAUCUUCCGACUUUUCCUCCACACCAUCCCUCCUUCCUCGGCAAGAACUCCACGCCAGUCCCCCAACCCUCCCGGCGCGCGAGGGCACCGCGACGCCUGCAGAGGAGUGCCUGGCCACGUGGCCCAGCUCCAGUCCCAUGGCCAGCAAGAGCAGGAAGAAUCUGCGAGGAGCUGCCUGCUCCCCCAGGCCAGGGCGAUGGGCCACCGUCCCCUUGCGUGCCCCCACCCCCAGCCUGCCCUUGCACAUCCCUGGGGACCAGGCCUGCGGGGGAUUUUCUUCACUCCAGGCUUGCCGACUCCACUGUCAUUAGACAUCCUUCAACCCUCCUAGCUUGUUCCCUCCAUCUCUGCAGAGGCCAGGAUGGAGGCAUGAAGAUGGGGCUGUUCUGGGACAGAGAGGCCUGGCCUUGGCAAGGCUGCUGUGUGUCCAGUUCCUUUCUUCCCUGUAGGCUUAGCUGAUGUUAGUGCCCUGUAGCAAACCUGCACUGGCCACCAAUGAGCUGGGCUCUCCCUGCCACACAGGGCAGUCUCUAUCUUGCUGUCUUCCUGCUGAGCUCUGCAACCCAGGGGCAGCAUGUGGGUCUCUCUGCAGGGGUACAGGAAUGUAGGGCUGGCCCAUAGCUAAUGUACAUCCAAGAUGAGGCGAGGGGGUGACAGCCAAGGGCUGUGAGUGGAACAGAGACAUGCCAGGAUAAGGAUAAGUUGCAACCUCCUGACCUGAUGCUGUAGCCAAGUUCUCACCUAAUGACAUUAAGGGAUGAAUCUGCUCCCCAUUGCUCCAGGGUCCCCAGGUGUUGUGUUGCUGCUGGCAGAGGGAGAGGCCAUGGUGAAGCUGUUGUUUGUUCCUUGGAGGCAGAGAGAAGGGUAGGAGAAAAGAGAACUUUUCUGUAAGUGCCAGACCCCAGGCCAUUAGAAGUGGCUGAAAUGGGGAAUGGGCUGUUUUGGAGCAGAAUGGUUGGGAGAAAAAGGAGGUGCAAAGAAGGAUAUGAAGAAAGGAGGAGCUGGGGCUUGAGUGCUCUGAGCAUGUUGGGGCAGGUGGAAUGGCUGCAGGGAGGUUUCCAGAGGAGAAGGGGUCAGGAUGCUCAUGAAGGAGGGCAGUUCUUGAACAUAGGACCUGGCUUGCCAGGCAUGGUCCCUGGGGCUAUGGCUUGCUGUCUGGCUGUCCCUAGCCAAGUGGGUGGAAAAUCUGUAACCCUGUUACUUCUAGGAAGACAGUGCUGACCCUUAGUGUGUGGGAAGUGGCUCAGUGCCUCUGAUGGGACUCCAGGCCUGCACAGGGUCUGGUGCUUCGGUCACUACUGGAGAAAAGGGACGUUUCCCAUGGCCAGACUGACACUACCUUGAGUUUCACACCCUUGGGUGCACACCUUCCUCUCAUCUCCUAUAGGAAGUGAACCUCCCUGGCCCUUUAUUCCCUUAUUCCCUACCUGGGAAUAAAGCUGGGGAGGCUGCAGCCAGCAGGGUAGAGCCCAGAGGCCAGUGCAGGUCACCCCCUUAUUUAUUUAGGUAGAUAGUUUGUCUUAUGCUAGUCACCUGGCAGGUUGUGCUUGUGUCUGUCUGGGCCUGGCUUUCCCGUGGUGAUACAGAGGCCUUGGGGCACAUGCAUGCUGCUCUCCUGGGAGCUUGUGCUUGCUGAAAGGACCAUGGGGUAUGGAGUCCAGGGCUGAGUGCUCUAGGGCUGCACCUUCCCUGCCUCUCUCUCCCAGUGCUGCUCCAUGCUCCUGGAGAGUGGUGAGUCCCCAUUGCAGGGUGUGUUCAGGCCUCAGUGCCACUGGCUCCUGUGCUUUGCCAUGUCCUGGACCUGGUGCUGUAACAACCAUACCUCUGAUUAAAGGUAGACAGACCCGAACCGCUGCCCUGUGCUUCUUUCCACACUCUGUAGGCCAGCGUCGGUCAGCCCUGGGAUGGUGGGUGCAAAUGCUGCUGGAGCAGGUGUGGGGGUGCUUGGUGUCUGUGUGGUGGUGGGGGAGGGCUGUGCUGCCCCCAGGGCACCUCUCCUAGGCUGAGCAUUGGAGAUGAGGGACCCAAUGCCACUGAGCCUCUUCCUAACCUCCAAACCAGGGUUGCUACUAACCUCAGCUCUGUAGCCAUGUGUGGCAGGACUGCCCUGGGGCAUCUGAGCUUGGGCCUUCCCCAACAGGUGUUUCUAUUAGCCAGAAAAAUAUCCCUUUGUGCCUACCAGUGCUGAGCUGCAGCGUGCUGCCAAAUCACGCCCAAGCCUUCUGCCUCCAUGCAGCAGGCAGGGUGGGAGCAUGCAGCAGAGAGCAGCUCAGUGGGGGAGCUGCUGCUUUUUCUUUGAGUGCUCUCAUCCUGGUGGGUGCAAUGGGGUGGGGGCUUUGCAGUAAACCAAGCCCCAUAAAUGUUCUGGGUUAAAAAUAACCCUUCAGAAAAAGAAGUGGAGAGAGAAGGGAAGCUAUUUUUAACCCAGCAUGCAGCAGUGUUUGGUUCUGGUGUUGGUCUGCAGUCAGUCUACAUCACUGCAUCUGCGGAAAUGUGGCUCCAUCCUCCAGCCGUGACCCCACAGCAUACUUUCUGGCCAGAUCCUACUGUUCUUGUACUAUGGUCCUGCUCCCCUGCCCCAUCUGUGUUCCCUUCUCCACCCCUGGCUUGUGUGCCCUGGUGAAAGGAACAGUGCCUGGUAUGGCAGCACCCUGCAAGGGAGGGUGGUGACGCGGUGCAAGUCUGGUGAGAAGACAAAAGACACUACCCCUGUCUUUGCUAGUGCCAUGUGCUGAUGGCUAGCUCCUCCAAAACCUGCCCAUGGCUCCUAAUGCAGGAGGUGAAUUGUAUAUCUUGCCAAUACUUUUGGUGCUCUCCGCGUUCCUGGUGAGCGGGUCCCCUGCAGCAACAGCACGUGACUUCCAGUUUGGAAAUCUCUCAUCCUGAUGAGAAAGUGAAGAGUUUCAAUGCACUUGGUUUAUCCAAGAAGGGGUGAGAUGAAUGCCAGGAGAAAGGUUUGCUGGUAGGAAAAGUCCUGUUCAGGUGUUGGAGAGGGGUCUAGGGCUCGAUCAGCUUUGGGUAAUUGGAGUGGGGAAGUGUUGGAAAAACCUUACCCAGGGCUACAGCCCAUAGUGGUCAGCACAAGGGGGUGACUGACAGAGACCGUGCUUACCUGCAGAGCUGCAUGGACAGUCCUGGAGCAACCACUGCUGCUAGCCUGGGCUAUGUUGGUCAUUUGGAGUGGUACAAAAGGGCUCCCACACAUGCUUGUAAGGAGCAAAGGGCUUCUGCAGUCACCUUACCUGUUUCUUCUGCCCUGAUGUGCCAGGGGCCAUUGGGAUCAGGAGCAGGGAGGACUGCUGUUAUUAGGCCAUGAGAGCAAAAUUAAUUCCAUAUCAGCAGUGGUGCCACAACCUUGUGUAAUGAGCAUGCCUGGCCACAGAGGAAGAGCUUGCUGCCACGAUGGCAGAGUGGCAUGAGGUGGUGUCAUGCUGGCAGUCUGUGCCUUGCACAUGGAGCUGAACACAGGAGAUGGAGAGUGCCUUUCUGAGUACUGGGAAUUUUGGGGGGAAUGUGGGAGGAAUUAGGCUGGGGAACAAGAUUUAGGGCUGGUUUUGUUCUUUGGAAAGAGCAGGCCGCUGUAAAGAAACCCCUGCAAAGUGUCACCCCAGGGCAGCCGGUGGGGCCAGGCACAGCUGAAGCUGGGGGACUGGGAAAAGUGGUGCCUGCUUGGCAACACAGUGUUGGUGCAGCCAAAUGAGUGCAUCCCAAAUGGAGCUGCCCGAAUUGCUCAGCAGGCUCAAAGCGGGGGGGGGGGGUGUUAGAGGUGGGACAUGGCCAUGUGUGCAUAUGGGCUGGUCUUGUCUGACAUGCGUGAGCCUGCAGGCCUGGCAUGUGUAGGACCAGGAUGUGUGUCAGGACAAGUGCUGGAUGGAGAGGAGGAAUAGCAACGGCAUGGUGAGGAAGGGCAGGAGGAGGGGGAGGAUAGUCUCCAGCCAGCAGCAAAUGGGGAGGGAGUUCUUGAAAUGAAUGUCCUGGCUCCUGUCAGGACUUGGUGCUUCGCUGGCCACUGGGACCUCCAUGGUAGCUACUGCCUGAACUGUUGCAGAUGGUGGAGCUAUGCCAUGUUUGAGCAGGGCUGUGGGGAUGCCAGUGCCACGUGUGCUGGUGGCCUGGUGCAGGUCAACAGCCUGGCUGGGUGUUGGGCUUGCAUUGGGCAGGAGGAAGGAUUGGUCUGGGUGAGCCAGGCCAUGGUGGGGGGAGUCCCCAGCUCCAUGGUCAUCAUGUCCUAUGGAGAACCAGGGCGAGAAGGAGCCAUGUAGUGAGCAGUAAGCCUGCUCUGGGCCACAGCUAAAUCAGUGCAAGUGGGCAAGACAGUUUUUAGGGCCAAGCCCAGUUCCUGGUCUGCAACAUGCCAGAGCCCCGGCUUGUGUCUCUGU